AUGCGUCAGGUUCAUCCAGAGGUCGGCCUCACAGCACAGGAGCAGAUGUACCUGCUGUAUGGUGUCAAAGUUGAGUGUCAUCAGAACAUCUCCACACACAACCCUGCAGAUGACCUUUGUGCCCCUGGCUGGGAUGGUCUGAUCUGUUGGCCUCAGGGAUCCACCGGAGCACUAACCAAGGUCCCCUGCCCCAGCUACAUCUACGACUUCAACCAUCAAGGUCAUGCAUACAGGAAGUGUGAUGUCAACGGUUCCUGGGUUUCUGUGGAGGGGUUGAACCGAACGUGGUCCAAUUAUUCCGACUGCUUAAAAUUCCUUUUACCUGGUCAAGAGGAGGAAAAGCAGGACUUCUUUGACCGGCUGUACGUCAUGUACACCGUUGGAUAUGCACUGUCCUUCAUCUCUCUUCUAGGGGCCUUUGUCAUCAUAGGCUACUUCAGACGCCUCCACUGCACUAGGAACUACAUCCACAUGCACCUGUUUGUGUCCUUCAUGCUGCGUGCCGUCAGCAUCUUUGUCAAGGACAAGGUGGUCCACACCAACGGAGGUCUGCAGGAGUUUGACACAGCGCUCAUGGACAACUACAAGACUAUCUCUGCUAUGCCCCUUGACAACUCCCAGUUUCUCAACUUUAUUUUGUUUGUGAAUAUUGUGAGAGUGCUGGCCACAAAAAUCAGAGAGACAAAUGCUGGGAGAUUUGACACUCGGAAGCAAUGCAGGAAACUGGCUAAGUCCACUCUAGUGCUGGUGCUGGUGUUCGGGGUCCACUACAUAGUGUUUGUGGGCAUGCCACACUCGUUCAAAGGGGUCGGAUGGGAGGUCCGAAUGUACUGUGAGCUCUUUUUCAACUCUUUCCAGGGUUUCUUUGUGUCCAUUAUCUACUGCUACUGCAACGGAGAGGUCCAGGCAGAGAUCAAGAAGACCUGGACCCGCUGGAACCUGGUGUUCGACGGGAAGGGACCGGCAGCAUGUGCCAACUACCGGUAUGGCCUCAACCAGAACACUACCAGUCAGCCCCAGCCGCUGGCCGUGAUCUCGGGCACCUCCUCUCUCUUCUCCAGCCAUGUGUACCGCAGCAGCCAAGCCAGGCACAGCGUCAGCACCCACAGCACCUUGCCCGGCUACGUGUUCAGCAACUCUGAGGUGGAUAGCCUGCCCCCAUCCAUCCUAGAGGAGGCAGACGAGCGAGCCAAGCAGGUGGACGACAUCUCCCUCCGAGAGUCCUUACCUGUGAAUAUCACCAGCAUAGGAGAGGACAUGGAGGAGACACUGUAGAGAGAGAGUAGAGGGAAAGUGGGAAUGUACAGCUGACAACAAUUGUGUUUUAUAUUUUUUGAAUGACAGGACAGAGGGAAGGUAGAGCGGGAGAUACACAGGAAUGAGGACCACAAACAGAAAGUGGCUGAGACCGAACUCAAGACUCGAAUUCGCAACGUCAAGGGAAUACGUGGUUCGGAGGCGGCAGCCUUACCACUAGACCAGACUCCGGCAGAUAUGUUUGAUGUUUUGCGGAUACUGUAUAUCACCAUAUCCUUGUCUUACGCCAGCUAGCGCUUAAGAGUUGCAGUUUUUUUCUAUAUGGUCAUUGGUUAUUAUUUUCAUGGACUGUUAUUUGUCACUUCGAGUGGGGGCUAGACAAUCAGUCAGGUCUGUGGCUAAAUAUGGACGGGAAGUGCUGCAGCUACAGACUAGUUUGUGUCUGUGUCAUUCGUAAUGCUGAAGACAAUUACAGUGCCUUCAGAAGGUAUUCACACCCCUUGACCUUUUCCACAUUUUGUUGUAUCACAACCUAAAUUUUAAAUUGAUUCAAUUUAGAUUGUGUCACUGAUCU
This is a messenger RNA of Salvelinus sp. IW2-2015, 1831 nucleotides long. The record is from RefSeq and is a predicted model, not a curated record. Lineage: Eukaryota; Metazoa; Chordata; Actinopteri; Salmoniformes; Salmonidae.